Molecule: messenger RNA, 1428 nt
Organism: Symbiodinium sp. CCMP2592
Lineage: Eukaryota; Dinophyceae; Suessiales; Symbiodiniaceae
Source: the annotation of a GenBank genome assembly
AUGGUGGUGCACGUGGAUGACCUGCUCUUUGCCGGGUGCAAGGCGGCCCUGGAGAUCCUCCGAAAGAUCGGGAAGGAACUGGGAUUCGGUGCGCUCUCGCACUCGGAUUUCCAGUACUGUGGACGCCGAAUCCGGCGCCUCCCGAAUGGCCACGUGGAGAUCAGCAUGGUUGAGUACCACGAGAACCUCCACGUGCCCGUUGUCUCACGCGCCGACCGCAAGGACUUGGAGCGAGCGCUCAGUCCCAGCGAGGUCCGACGGCUGAGGACCGUCGUAGGCAGCCUGCAGUGGUUAGUCAGCCAACUGCGCUUCGACCACGGCUUCGCCUUGAGUUCUUUACAGAGCGAGCAGCCGCCCACCGUGGGAACCUUACUGAAGGCGGCGCAGCUUGCCCGGGAGCUCAAGAACGACGCCCACUUUACCCUUACGUACCGCCCGGUCGACGUGUGGAAAGGUGGACUAGUGACUGUAUCGGAUGCAGCGCUGGGAAACGUGAAUGCGGACGUCAAGGGGAACCUCAAGCUGUUCUCCCAGGGCUGUUACGCCGUGCUACUUGCCGACGAGGAGUUGGUGAAGGGCCGCCGUGGGGUGUUCAACCUCCUCGACUUUCGGUCGCACAAGAUCGCCCGGGUCUGCCGUUCGUCUUACGCGGCGGAAACCUUGGGAGUCGAGGAAGCGCUCGACGCAGGGGAACUGUGUCGCGCGUUCCUGGCGGAAGUCCGAGGAGCGUCCCUCCUGCGGGACCGUCGGUCCGUCUACAGCGUGCCGUUGGUGGCAGUUACCGAUGCCAAAGACGUGCAUGACCGCUGUAGCAACGACCUUGGCUUUGGCGCCCAAAAGAGCUUGGUACUGACGUUGGCUUCGCUUCGUCAACAGCUCAGGGAGCCGAAUACGGCCAUGAGAUGGACCCACACCGACAACUUGUUUGUCGAUGGAGGUACGAAAGAGAUGGAUUCCGGAGCUCUGCGUACUGUGCUGUCCCGUGGGACGUGGAGUAUAGAGCACGAACCGGAGUUCGUCAAGUCCAAGAAGGGCAAAAAGAAGCCGGCUCCAACGACGGAGAGUGUGGACCAGGCCCUGCCUGGAGAGCCUUUGCCAGACGGCGACCUGAAGAACUACGUCACCAGGCUAGCCCGGCAACCCGGCUGGCACUCGGAAGACGGUGUCUUGGUACAGGUGGCUGAAGGAGCUAAAAGCUUCAGAUGCCCGGAGCCCCGAGCCUCAAGGCUUGCGAAGCCUCUUCGGACUACGAUCGGCCUCUUCGAAGUCGGCAAGGGACAGAUGCAGUGGCGUGUCCUCGAGCUUGAUGCUUUGUACAGUGAGGAGCCACAGCCUAAUGGCAAGCUACCCCGGCCUUCUGUGACUUUGGCCACCUUCUUUCAGGGCACCUUUGGGCAACCAAAAACUUUAGACCUGUGUGAAGAUUGA